Messenger RNA from Orbilia oligospora ATCC 24927, 399 nucleotides. RefSeq lists its product as uncharacterized. The transcript has a single exon. The record is from RefSeq and is a predicted model, not a curated record. Bases 1 to 399 code for a protein of 132 amino acids. NCBI's taxonomy places the organism in Eukaryota, Fungi, Ascomycota, Orbiliomycetes, Orbiliales, Orbiliaceae.
AUGUUCUCUGGUGGUGGCGGCUUCGGUGGUGGCUUCGGCCAGAACCAACAGCAGCAGCAGCAGCAACAACAGCAACAGCAACAACAGCCGCAAGGUGGUGGAUUUGGUUCAAAUGCUACCGGUACUGGAUUCGGAGGUGAGUACGAUUAUUCCCUUUCCCCCUUCCUUGCGAUCACAAGCACACACACCCCACCCCUUUGUAUACAAGAUAUGCUUUAUGGGGCGGUACCCAGUACGUUUCCGAAUGUGUCUAACGGACACCCUGUGGGAAUCCUGCAGGCUUCGGUCAAACGACACAAAACCAAUCGACGGGUUUCGGUUCCACGGGCUUCGGCGCGAACACCCAAUCGACGGGUUUCGGUUCAACUGGUACGUACAGGAAGCGACGAGACUUUCUGA